CUUUCAGUUCCAUUUGACAGAAGCUCUUCCUGUGUCAUGGCGUGCUAUACGUGUAUUUAAAGUUUUUGCGUUUGCCAACGGAAUCUGACAUUUUUCUAAGUUGUUCGUGCUUCGACAUCGACAGUUAAAAUGGGGGAACAGCCAAUUUUCACGUGCAAGGCUCACGUGUUCCACAUCGACCCGAAGACGAAACGUUCGUGGAUCCCGGCCUCGUCGUCCGCCAUCAACGUCUCAUUUUUCUACGACUCGACACGAUCCCUGUACCGAAUCAUCAGCGUCGAAGGCACUAAAGCUGUGAUCAAUAGCACCAUCACACCCAACAUGACGUUUACGAAAACGUCACAGAAGUUUGGCCAGUGGUCGGACGUCCGGGCCAACACCGUCUACGGACUCGGGUUCCCUUCAGAAGCCGAACUCAACAAGUUCAUCGAGAAAUUCCAAGAAGUGAAGGAAGCGACGAAGAACAUCAGCGGCACGUCGCCGGGCAAGACGUCUACCAGCGCUACCAACGGCUCGACGCCGACACCAGCGGCGCCGACUAGUAUGACCAACUCGACCUCGGCCAGCGCCAAUGCCUCGCCCGUCAACAGCCGCUCGGCCAUGGCCACUGUGGGACUGGGCAGUGGAGCCACUCCUACCGCCUUUACUAACGACGAUAAGGAGCCGAUGACCGUCAAACAAGAAUAUCAGACGGAUGGGAGUACAUCGCCCGGCUCCGUAUCGCCAGCUCUCCUCAAGUCGGCCCUAGUGACCCACCAGCGCUCGCAGAGCUUAUCCGGCCUCCAGCCUCCAGCUGAUAGCCCAAAACACCAGCAGAAGAUCGAUAAAAACUCUCCGGGGUCCAGCAACAACGGCGCCGCAGUCGGAGGAGUCGCAGUUGCAGCAUCACUGAGCGGAGUGGGCAGUAGCGCGACCCUACCGUCCCAGGGAUCCCACCUCCCUUUGGGAUCGGUCGAAGCCCAGCUGAAAUACGAAAACGACCGUCUCAAGCUCGCGCUAGCCCAAAGUUCGGCAAAUGCCAAGAAAUGGGAAGUGGAGCUGGCCACGCUGAAAAACAACAAUGCCCGUCUAACCAGCGCUUUACAAGAGUCGACGGCCAACGUCGAAGAAUGGAAACGACAACUGCAGGCCUACAAGGACGAAAAUCAGCGCGUGAAAUCCAAGAUUGUCGAACUGGAGGCCGGACGAGGCCCGCCCAUCACCGGCGAAGGUGGCAACGAUUUGAAGCGAGAGGUGGCCACAUUGCGAUUGAAGAUCGAUUCUCUGGAGACGGAAUUGCGGGCCAAGGACGACGAAAUCCGCCGGCUGAGUAACGAGAUGCGGGAGAUGAGCAUGUCCGUCGAUCGAGUCAAGAUUCUCGAAGAGGAAAGCUCUCGGCUGGAAGCGAAUGGCGAAUCGGUGCGGAGCCAACUGGAUGCCAUGAACGCAGCGCACGACACCCAACGGCGCAUCUUGGAAUCACUCAACGCCCAGCUCGUCGUCAAAGUGAACGACUUGACACACAUCCACCGCGAGAUCCAAACGGCACUAGAAACCUGACCAAGUUGACCCGACGGCCCGCUCGUGCCUCUGCUCGACGAUGGCGGAGGCAAUGAAGAUGACGUUGACGGCCAAAUGGCCGCUCUCAUCUCAGAUCUCACCGGCAUUGAAGCGUUUUCCAAUCUUAAACCGCUAGUGUGGGCCGAAGAACUCGACGAAACUGUCGCAGAACUGCCGGGUCCUCGAAACGAAAUGACAUUUUGAUUUAAUCGUCUAUUGUUUAAUCCAAUUUAUUUUUCUGGCAACUAUUUUAACUGGCGUUCCUUUCAAUUUACAUAUAGGGGGUUUAUUUUUCAUUUCGCUUCUAUUUUUUCGUGCGUGUUCGUCCGUUUUUUUCUUUUAUUUAAUUUUCAACUCUAGGCAGCUUGAAAAGGCAACUAUUUUUAAUUUUUUGGUUAAUCCGGGUUAAUCGCAUUUUUUUUGCAAAUCAUGUCCUCCACUCCACUAAUUCCAAACCCCUUUGAUCGGCGUUGCCGAAAAUGGCCAAUGAUUUAUUCCCAGUACGUUUGCCAAUUUUUCCUACUUUUUCCCCGUACAUAAUUAGUUGGAUUUUCUACAAUUAACAGCCCUCAAUUUUGAUGGUUCCUUUUUUCCUUUUGUAUCUUGUGUGUGUGUGAAUGUAAGGAUGACUUAAAUCAUUUCCAUACUCUGUCUGUGUUCUCUUUGCUGUUCUUCCUUCCUCUUCCUAGCGACUCGUGUUUUUGUCGAAGCGCCGUUUUGUAGAGAAACGGCGACGUGUUUUAUUGGCAUGUUCAAUCGGGCAUUGCUCAACAACGUAACAGCUCUCACACAUUCCCUCUCUCCAGCAUCUACUUUUACUUUUGAUUGACCUUCAAUCGACUUAUUUAUUGACCUUCCUGAUUAAAAAAACAAAAUCAAACGCUUGGGCUUUGCGGUGAAAGCAAAUUUAUAGAAAUUCUUAGUGGACAUUGUAGGGAACCUUUCGAUUAAGGACAAUAACUCUCAAUAAACCAUCACGUAGGAUUUUCAUUGAAAAAAAGAAAGGUCUUUGGAUUCUAUUCGUUUAGAUAUCCUCGGCAAAUUGCCCUUUGCUUUUGUAUUACCUCCAUUCUUCUUCCUUUUGCUUUUUCGUCACUGAUCCUCUUCCAUCUACUGUUGAUUCGUGCGUGUUCGUUAGUGCAAACUCCACCACCCAAAAUUUCCCUGCCCUCCCAAAAAAUGUGUCGAUUGCAUUCGUUCCUGCAGCUCCGUGUCAUCCUAAUCCCCUCCCCCUCAAUAUGCUUUAUAUUAAUUAAUUCAUUAUUAUACUGUGUUGUACCUUUUUUUUUCAGUUUUUCGUUGUCGGCCUCGGGACCGCUAUCAUUCUCUCGAGACCUACCGCUAGGUGGCUCUGUGUGGCUUCCGAGCGGAAAUUCGAUGCCAACUCCAUGGAAAUUAUUAUAAUGAUUUAAACAAAAUAAAAAAAUAAAAAUAAACUAAACAACCAAACAACUAACCGAAACAAUAGUCGAGCGGAAUGGUGUGAAACGAGGCAAGUGGUCCAUGAAACUUUUUUUUCUUUCCCCCUUUUUGUCAUCUUCUCGACAGGCAUAGAGCAUGAUGAUGAUGAUGAUGAUGUUGUCGUUGUUGUUGUUUUCCAAGGAUUAUUAAUCACGACAUAACGAUGUCUUCUUCCUCUUGUGUGGUGGGUGCUAUGUCUCAUGCUUGGGUCUUUUUGCUACACGCUUCUGUGGACACUCCACCACAUCUACUUCCAUCUUGUUCUUUAUUUGACAAUGACGCUGCUUAACUCUUCUUUUUCUCUCUCGCAAACAACCGCUCGCUUAGAUUGGCCUCGCAGUUUUUGCCUCUUGCUCUAGGAUUCUAGUCUAAUAUAUAGUCUCUUUUUUCUUCAUUUGUCGUGGGGAUCUUGCGCUUGGCUGGGAGACGGGCGGGGGCGAUCCAUACAAAGUGCAGAAGAAGAGAAGCAAAACAUUUUACUCGGCUAACUCCAGGUUUUUUCUUUCCUUACUUUUCUUUUCGCCUUUCACUCUUGUUGCCACCGUCGUCUCAAUUUCGUCCUAUUUUCUCCUAUGGCUAACAAUCCUUCAGAAAGAAGUCGUGCGUGAAAUCGUAAAUGAAUCAUGUGCAAUGACAAACCACCAGCCAGAGCGAAAAAUAAUCACCGUCAGAAUGUCGACGAAGUGCAACAUAUUUUCCAGCGAUUCAAUUUUGUGCCAUUGUGUGUGUACUAUAAACGUUCGUGUGCUAAGUGUUUUUGUACGAUGCAAAGCCACGACAGUUGCUAAAAACAAAGAGAAAUUGCAAACA
This is a messenger RNA of Daphnia pulicaria, 3810 nucleotides long. Its product is annotated as homer protein homolog 2-like. The coding region runs from base 130 to 1539 and encodes 469 amino acids. Gene Ontology annotation, molecular function: G protein-coupled glutamate receptor binding. Lineage: Eukaryota; Metazoa; Arthropoda; Branchiopoda; Diplostraca; Daphniidae. Gene Ontology annotation, biological process: G protein-coupled glutamate receptor signaling pathway; regulation of store-operated calcium entry. The record is from RefSeq and is a predicted model, not a curated record. The transcript is spliced from 8 exons. Gene Ontology annotation, cellular component: cytoplasm; plasma membrane; dendrite.